GCAUUUCCCUCCGCAAGAGGGCGCAGUGUUCGCUGCAACAUAGAAGAAAGCAAAAUGCCCAAAGAGCGAUCUCGUUCGCCUGCCAGAAGAGAUCGUGAGAGACGACGAUCACGUUCAAGGGAGAGGAGACACCACAGGAGGAGGAGCAGGUCACCGAGGGGCAGGCGUUCCCGGUCUCACUCUCCACGAAGGAGAUCAAGGUCAGCAUCACCGGGCAGAGAGCGGAGUAACUCCGAGGACAGGGAAACAAGCAAGUCUUCAGAAAAGCCUGUUCAGCUGAACUCAUCACAUGUUGCUAAUAAGCCCAAGUUAGACAAACAAACAAUGUCCAAAGAGGAGUCGGACAUGAUGAAAGUAAUGGGAUUCUCUGGCUUUGAAACAACAAAAAACAAGAAGGUUGAAGGCAAUGAUAUUUAUGUGACUAACCUCCAGAGGAAGCGGAGAUACAGACAGUACAUGAACAGAAGAGGAGGAUUCAACCGGCCACUGGACUUCAUUGCCUGAAUGAUGGUGCUGCAGUGGUGGCAUCUGUGUGACUGAGAGCAUCUGUAGUACACUCCGCAUCACACUGCUCGGGUGCAACCAGCAUCCAGCAUGUCACCAUUACGAAUUGGAUAGAAUCAAAUAUUUCGAACAAGAUUCUGCCAAUACGAUGAAGUGACGCAUUUAACAAGUUUUCCUGAAAAUAAUUCAGACUGUUUUUGACCUUGGUACAGACAUUCUUGCAGAUAGAAAUUUGUAAUUAAUUAGUUAUCACUUGUUUUAUCACGAGAUGCAAAGGUAUACAGAUUUAGAGGAGUUUGGGUGAUAAAGUUUAGCGCAAAAAAUGUUUACUUUUAAUAAGUAAUAACGGUUGUUUUAUUCUAAUUACUAAGGUGAAACACAACUAUUCAAGAUGUUCCAAUUGCCUCUAGUUAGGGUUAGCAUGCUGCAUCUUGCUGUCGGAUCUCUUGUCUUUGUUGCAUCUUCGAAAGCAUGACCUGGGUAUGUGCUGAACUAUGAUCUACCAUGUCUAUUCCAUGUCUGAAAGGUCUACGUAGUGCCAGAAUUUCCAAUCCCACGUUGUAUGUCUGCGUUCCCGAAUGUGAUGAACACUGUAAUCCACGAUAUGAUGUUAUGUAGGUACGGAUGUUGUCAGUGGAUGCUCCAAUAUUUACUCCUGUGAUUAUUCUCGUUUCUCCUUUUGAUGUCCUUUGAGUUGAUAAAUGUUUUGGGUUGGGGUGGUGAUCAUUAUGGAAUAUCUAAAAUCUUUAUUAUUCAGUAUGUUUGUCACAGAUUUGCGUUCUAGAGAAAGUAUGCAACUUCGAUUCCACAACAGAUCGAAGACUUGCAAUAAAUAUGACAAGUUGCUUUUCUCCAUUGCUUACUAUUGGUGCUGUGGAACAGCAUGGAAUCCCGACUCUGCUAAUUGUCAGAGGUGGAUCUUUAUGGGGUUAAUUGUAUUCUAGAUUAGUAUACAUGCUCAAGGUUACCAUGGUUACUCUUAACACACCAUUGGAGCAAAGUUUCAAAACAAUUUAUUUUUAUUUAGUCACAUGAUAGGACAAGUAAGAUUAGUUACAAAGUUCAGCAAGAUAAUUACAAAAAUGCAAAAUAUGUAAGUUGCCAUAGGAUUAUUCUAAAGUAGUCUUGUUUUCCCUAUAUGGUUCAUAAUGUGAAAGAAAUUAGUUAGUUCAACCUCUGCCUUGUCUGUAUGGUACUGGAUGAAAGUUGACAGUGUGUUGUGUAUGACAGGGAGGUAACUGUGUUCACUUGAUUGAAAACUCAGACUUGAAGGCUCAAAUGGAUACAGUUAUUUAUACGUGCUUCAAUAGCUGCAAAAGUGCUGAUGCAGCAGUAUUCACCCCCACAUGGUGACCUGCAUUCCUGGUGUCCCCACAGUAGGAUUGACAUCAACAUUUUGUCUUGAGUUGUCUCCCUUCAGCUGUCCUGAAAGUUCAGGUUUAGUUUCUGUGUUUGACGUCCAUGAACUUCUUAUUGAUCUAUCAAUUAAUGAUUUUAUUGAUCUAUCAAUAUUCAAGACAAAUUAUUCAAUUGAUAUUUUGUGUAUCAACAGUGUUGUGACUGACAAAAUUAGGAACAGGCCUCGACCAUGUCCUCUAAAAUACAACCAACUUGCUGGGAUAUAACAAGUAUAUUGUUUAGAACUCAUAGGCAGAUCCAGAGGGUGUGUCUAGGGGGCCCAGACACCCCCUUUUUAAAAACCAAAUGUAGUUUGUGGUAGACACUAAAAUUGACAGAGGAUUUUGAUAUUUUGGACUCCUCCCUUUUUAUAAAUGCUGGAUUGUCACAAGGAACUUGACUCAUAACUUUGAACAUCAUGAGGAUGACAACGCUAAGUUGUACCAGGAAACUGACUUCUACUAAUUAGUGAUAAGUGAAAAACUCUGAAGGAAGUGCUUGAUGUACUCCCUUGACACAUGACAAGAUAUAGGGAGCCUCCUGCCCUCCCUCAGCAGUGUGGGUAUUGAUAGAUUAAGGAAAAUAAUCAAAACAGCCAACUACAGAAAAUAAUAUUUAAAUUUUUUCUUCUUUUUUUCUCAAAUAUGAAGGUGCAUGAUAUUAAAGACUGGUUGGUGUAGGAUGGUCAGGUGUUCUUGGUGUAGGCAAUCAUGGCAUUCUACAUAGAAAUUGUGUCAUGUAUGUAUGUAGUGGAGAUGUAUGUCUACUGCAGACUGGUAAUAGACACUAUCAUUCUUUUUCAUGUGUAAAUAAAGUAUUUUAGUCUGGUGAAA
Messenger RNA from Haliotis rufescens (red abalone), 2735 nucleotides. RefSeq names its product U4/U6.U5 small nuclear ribonucleoprotein 27 kDa protein-like. The record is from RefSeq and is a predicted model, not a curated record. NCBI's taxonomy places the organism in Eukaryota, Metazoa, Mollusca, Gastropoda, Lepetellida, Haliotidae. The transcript is spliced from 8 exons. Gene Ontology annotation, biological process: RNA splicing. The coding region runs from base 55 to 504 and encodes 149 amino acids. Gene Ontology annotation, cellular component: precatalytic spliceosome.